Messenger RNA from Malassezia sympodialis ATCC 42132, 1164 nucleotides. RefSeq lists its product as uncharacterized. NCBI's taxonomy places the organism in Eukaryota, Fungi, Basidiomycota, Malasseziomycetes, Malasseziales, Malasseziaceae. The record is from RefSeq and is a predicted model, not a curated record. Gene Ontology annotation, molecular function: NAD+ kinase activity. Gene Ontology annotation, biological process: NAD+ metabolic process; NADP+ biosynthetic process.
AUGCGUUUUCGGGCAACAGUGUAUCGUGCUAUGGACAAUCUUGACGCCGCCACCGCUAAACAAAGGAGAAAGGCUUUGCAAAUGGGAGACUCUGACUAUAUGAUUCGUAAUAUCUCGAAAAGGGGUUGGUGCGCGGUCGAGAUGCAUCCUGGGGCAGAUGGCUUGGAAACUCCGGAUCUACCUGUCCGGGACGUUCACUGUUUCAAAACGGUACCUGUCGAAACAUUUGAAUUUCUCAAUGACCUGGUUGUUGACCGUGGUCCUAGUCCCUACGUAACCAUGCUCGAAGUAUUUUCUGACGACUCUCAUUUGACAACCGCCCAUGCCGACGGGCUUUGUAUCGCGACUCCUACCGGCUCUACAGCUUAUUCACUUUCUGCAGGCGGAUCUCUCGUUCAUCCCAGCAUACCGGCAAUGCUAAUUACACCAAUUUGCGCACAUACAUUGUCUUUCCGCCCUAUGCUCGUGCCAGAUACCAUGGAAUUGCGGAUCGCAGUUCCUUUCAACUCAAGGAGUAAUGCAUGGGCAAGUUUUGAUGGGAGAGGUCGCAUUGAAAUUCGAAGAGGCGAUCAUAUUAAGGUCACAGCUUCACCGUACCCCUUUCCCACCGUAUCUCCUGAUGAUCAUCCGAACCCUUGGUUUGAUUCAGUGUCGCGAACUUUGAAUUGGAAUCAGCGGAAGCAUCAGAUGGGUUUUGUGACACUGAAGAGUGAUUCUUCAAAGAAAGGUAAAGGUCAGCAUGAUAUCGACCUUGCCGACGUGGAUUCAGGAGAAGAGAGCGACAUUGAGACUGACCUAUGUCCCAUUGAAGGCAAGGAAGCGCAAGAAGACGAAGAAUUUGACAUCGACGAUCAUGUCCCUUCUGUCGGCACUCAUCCACUCUCUUUUUCGGGUUAUGUCGGUUCAGCACAACUAGAUUCUCGAAGCGACUCGUCAUCCACAGGUGCUGUCCCCAUAUAUCAGAAUAAUCUAAGCAUAUUUUCAGGAAGCCAGGAUUUCAGUAAUAGUCGAAGUCCUGAUCGCUACGGUCCUUCAGGUCCACCACCAGCACCUGGUCCACUCUCGGAUCGCCAUUUGGCAACCGUGGACUUCCGACUGCAAGACAGUAUAUACAAAGAUCAUGCAAGGUCUUUCGGUGUAAAUGGUAUUCCAUCCAAUCCGUAG